This is a messenger RNA of [Candida] anglica, 1437 nucleotides long. Lineage: Eukaryota; Fungi; Ascomycota; Pichiomycetes; Serinales; Debaryomycetaceae. The record is from the annotation of a GenBank genome assembly.
AUGAAGCUUCUCAAUCUCUGUCUCACCUCUAUCUUUUUGCAAUACGCAAUUGCUGCUCCAACUAUUGAACAACCUGAUGUUCAAUUAGCUUACAGGGAAGAAGAACCAUUGAAGACAUUGCACACUAGAUCAGUUCCAAUUGGUGACAAUUUGGAAGCUAGAGAAAUUAUUCUUCCACUUGCUCCUUCUGUUGAUCCAUUCUAUCAACCACCUGCAGGCUUCGAAAGUCAACCAGUUGGUGCUAUCUUGAGAUACCGUAAGAGAACCAACCCAUUUGGAAUUGUUGUUGUCCCUGUCAAGAUCAAGGAUGUUUGGCAAUUGUUAGUACGCUCUGAAGAUACCUUUGGAAAUCCCAUUGCUAUUGUCACUACUGUGUACGUUCCAUAUAAUGCUAACCCAAACAAGGUUCUUUCUUUCCAACCAGCUGAAGAUUCGGCAAGUGUUGACUGUGCUCCAUCCUAUGCAUUCCAAUUGGGAGCUCAAGUCCAAACUAUCUUGACUUCUCAACUUGAACAAAUUUUCUCUCAAGCUGGUUUAGGUGAAGGUUGGUACGUUAUUUCUCCUGAUUACGAAGGUCCAAAGGCUGCAUUCGGUGCUGGAAAACUUGCAGGCAAGGCUGUAUUGAACUCUGUUAGAGCUCUUUUUAACUCCGCAAACUUCACUGGUGUUAGUCCAGAAGCUAAAGUUACUUAUUGGGGAUACUCUGGAGGAUCUAUUGCUACCGGCUGGGCUAGUCUUUUAGCUCCAACUUACGCUCCUGAUCUCACUGACAAUAAUGUUGGUUUUGCUUUAGGUGGGAUUGUUGCUGAUGUUGAACACACUGCAGAAGCUAAUAUGGGUACAGCAUUUGCAGGUCUUAUUUUUGCUGCCAUCAAUGGUUUAUGUGCCGAGUAUCCUGAUUUGAAUACUUAUGUUAACCAAAAGGUUUUCCCAAAAAUGAUGAACAAAUUCAGAUCUCCUACUAAGCAAUGUCUUAUUGAAACUAUUCCAUCUUUCCUUUUCAAUGGCUGGACCCAAUACUUUGUUGAUGGUGCUAAGACCCUUUAUUCUCCAGAAGUGAGAAAUGUUACCAGUGGCAUUAAUAUGGUUACCAGUAACUUAGUUCCAAAGUCCCCAAUGUUCUUCUACAACUCUAAGAAUGAUGGAAUCAUUCCAGCCAAAGAUGCCGACUCCUUGUACAACAGAUUAUGCCCAGCUGGUGUACCUAUCCAAUAUCAACAAAGUAUGCUUGGUGACCACAUCACCCAAUAUGUUACUGGUGCUGGCUCUGCUUUUUCAUGGAUUAAAGACAGAUUAAAUGACAAGCCUCAGACCAGCUGUAACAGAAAGUACACUUUGACUAACAUUCUUACCCCAGGCGGUAUUACUGGUUUCAGUGACAUUGUAAUUACUGCUAUUUUCAGUGCUUUGCAAAAACCAAUUGGUCCAAUCUUUUAA